This is a messenger RNA of Musca domestica (house fly), 1626 nucleotides long. RefSeq names its product proteoglycan 4. The transcript has 3 exons. The record is from RefSeq and is a predicted model, not a curated record. The coding region runs from base 155 to 877 and encodes 240 amino acids. NCBI's taxonomy places the organism in Eukaryota, Metazoa, Arthropoda, Insecta, Diptera, Muscidae.
GAACAGUUUUUAGUACAAAAUAGCACGGCCACUAAGUAGCACACACGUUAAUCAUACGUUCGACAAAUUCAAAAUAAAUAAAAAAAAAAACUAUUUCGAAGAAUUUAUAUUUUUAGAAAAUUGCACCAAUUGCACAAAAAUCAAACGAAACAAAAUGUUGAAAUUUUAUGUAAUCUUCAGUUUGUUACUUAUUGGAGCUUUGGCCCAAGAUAUGCCACCGCCGGAUUUAGAUCCUCCCACAACGACAACAACACAACCUACAACGACUGAACCAACAACGCCAGAGCCCACAACCCCAGAACCCCCAACACCAGAACCCACAACGCCAGAACCCACGGCGCCAGAACCAACAACACCAGAACCCACAACGCCAGAACCCACAACACCAGAACCCCCAACACCAGAACCUACAACAACAGAACCCCCAACACCAGAACCUACAACACCAGAACCCCCAACACCAGAACCCUCAACACCAGAGCCCACAACACCAGAACCCCAAACACCAGAGCCCACAACGCCCGAGCCUACCACAACUACCACCACUACCGAAGCAGAGCCCACUGUGCCAUCAAUAGCACCCACAACAUCACCAACAACUGAAGCCAACAAACCAAAUAACUCCACCCCACAAAAUCCCGUCACAGAUGCUCCCAAUCGACCCACAUAUCCCCAUUAUCCUGGUUAUCCGGAUUAUCAUAAUAGAAAAUGUUAUUUCAAGAAACAAUACGGUCACGCACGUUGGCUAUGGACAUGUAAAGGAUACCAAUAUGUCUAUCCUGUGGAAUGUUUCCAUUGUUGUCUCUAUCAGUAUGCCGACUUUGCUGCCUGUCAGCGAGUGCACUCGAACUAUUGCAACAGCGUGAAACGUUAUUAAAGUUGGUGAUGCGAAGCUUCAUGUAUGGCUUGACUCAAAUACAGUUAAACCUUUGUAUAUACAACCAUAUACAUAUAUAUAAGUACGACUUAUCAAUAUGUAUUUCCCCUAUGUAGAAACAAAACUCGAAUCUUAAAUGAAAUUAUUUUAAGUGAAAUUAACCCAUUUAAUAGAAAUCUUACUGUGUCAACGAGCAACUGAAAUCGAUCAGUUUCAAUAGAACUGGAAGGGGGUUUCCUCUUAGGAAAAAUAAAACAAAACAAAAUAACAACAAUAGAAUCAAUAAAAUAAGUAAAAAAAAACAACAAUACGAAAUUCUUGGUAACGCUUCAUUUGUAAUCUGCUUAGAAGGGUUUUCCAAGUGAUUACUUUUCGCUUUUUUCACAGAAUUGAUAUUUUUAUUUUUAUAUACUUUGUAAAAAUAUCAAUUUACUCGGGCAAAAAAUUGAAAAACACAAUUGCAUUAAAAAAAUACAAAACCAAAUGGAAAAUCUGGAAAAUCUUAUAGAAAACGACCAAAGUUGUAUUCUCCAUCUUGUACACCCUCCACACAUUUGAAAUGUAACUAAUGAAAAACUGCAACAAAAAAAUUAAUAAAAAGUCGCCCAUAUGAUACCCUACACCACAGUGCAUAUUUAGUAGAGCUACCCGUAUCAAAUAAAUGUUUAUUUAGGGAAUUUAUGUGAAGUAUUGGGAAUUUUUGUGAAUACCAACAAUAAACUUUAUUGAAAGCGUAUUAUGGCUUUAAA